Colias croceus (clouded yellow) is the source of this 1124-nucleotide messenger RNA. RefSeq lists its product as uncharacterized. Bases 195 to 1124 code for a protein of 309 amino acids. The record is from RefSeq and is a predicted model, not a curated record. The transcript has 2 exons. Lineage: Eukaryota; Metazoa; Arthropoda; Insecta; Lepidoptera; Pieridae.
UAUAUAACAUUAUUACAGAAGCUGCAUACGGCUCAUCUAAAGACGAUUUACGGGGAAAGCAUGUUCCAGCAAAUAAAACACCAGAGAUCAUUGUAGAGGAAACAAGGAAUUACAUUAAAAGUUUACCAUAUUUACCGUCUCAUUAUUGCCGCAAAAACUCAAAACGAUUUUAUCUGCCUCAAGAAUUUCGAAAUAUGAGUAAUUUGUAUAAAAUUUACAAAGAAUCUAUGAUACGCGAAGAUAAAAGAUUAAUAGGAGAAAGAGUUUUUCAGAAGAUAUUUCAAGAAUAUAAUAUUGGUUUUCAUAUACCUCGUAAAGACAAAUGUGCUAAGUGUGUGCGUUUCGAAAAAGAAAAAGGAGAAAAAGAAGAAGAGAAAUUGGCUCAUCUGAAAGACAAAGAGGAGACUUAUGAAAGAUUUCAAGCGCAUCAGAAAAUUCAAAAUGGAAACAUACUUUGCGUAUCUUUUGAUUUACAGAAAGUUCUGAAUACGCCGUAUGGCCAAAGUAUGUUACUGUAUUACAGUCGCAAAUUGGCUGUAUAUAAUCUAACUUUUUACGAAUCUGGAACUAGAGAAGGCUACUGUUACACUUGGACGGAAACAGAAGGAAAACGCGGAGCUAACGAAGUGUGCACUGUCUUAGAAAAAUACAUCAAGAUGGUGGACGGUCGUGGCUCUAUCAAACAUCUUCUGUUUUACAGUGAUGCCUGCCCCGGACAAAAUAAAAACAAAAUCGUCCUUGCUUGUAUCCAUAUUUGUCUACAAAAAUGCAAGAAUAUAACUAGCAUCCAAAUGAAUUAUCUCUUGCCCGGACACACUUAUAUGCCAGUGGACUCAAUGCAUUCUGUUAUAGAAAAAAGUGUUACAAACACAAUUGUUUGGGCACCAUCUCAAUGGCCGACAGUGUUUAAUUUAGCCCGAAAGAAUCCUAAGCCCUAUCAUGUGAAUGUCUUAACAUUUAAGGAUUUUUGCGGCUGGGAUAUUGUCGCAGAUAAAUACUUUAAGGGAAAUCUGACGGGAAAAAUAUCGAAAGUGCGUACAGCGACAUUUAAAAAAGCUGAACCACAGAAGAUGACAGUUAAAUAUACAAUGGCGACGGAUGAAGCAAAGAAUACAUUGAAAUAA